This is a messenger RNA of Clunio marinus, 390 nucleotides long. The record is from the annotation of a GenBank genome assembly. Lineage: Eukaryota; Metazoa; Arthropoda; Insecta; Diptera; Chironomidae.
AUGCUUGUAGAAAGAACAGAUUGUUUAUCAGCACAAGAAAUAAGUAGUUAUCGGCUAGAAAUUCAUCAGAAAUCAAAGGGGAUGUUCAUCGAAAACAAUCAAGGGGUGUUUCAUCGAAAAAAUUUGUGUGGCAAAAACACCAUUGAUAUAAAAAGCACUUGUCAAAUUCCAAGAAAAACUGCACUACGAUAUACUUAUAACCUCAUGCUCAGAACUGUUCUCAAUACUCUAAAACAACCAAGUACACCUUUCGCCAAGGGGAACACCAACAUAGUGCUUUUUCUCAACGACCCGAAAUGGUGCUUCCAAAAACACUACAUAGGUAGUGCACUAUCACAUCUAAAGAACCACGGACGUAGUUUAAGUCCUAAUAAUACAGAGACUGCUUAA